ACUAGCUGGCUGCCCUUCAUCUGUCUGCUCUAGGCGGAGCUGAAGUUACCGAGAGCGGCUGUGGGAGCUCGACACGAUCCGCGGGGCGAUAAACAUCCACACCUGGAGAAAUGCGCUAAUUUACCCCAUCCGUACCUGACCAGCGUACAGUUUACCGACCAUCAUCGACCGAUACUUUCACUGCGCGGGUUAUUACAGGCCUCUCUGUCUCUGGAUCAGACUCAAUGUCUCUCCUGUACGGCCGCUUGAUCCGACCGAUGGGCUCGACGCCUGCAGUACCUCUACUUCUUUUCAAAGACAUUGCUUCAGUCUUCACAGAGGAAUAAGAAUGAGAUAAAUCCGUAAAUGUUGGACAUGUCGUUAGCUCACGAAGCUAAACAUCGACAGAAGCAGACUGACAUGAACAGAACUGACCCAUAUUGAGAUACUGCACGGUCAUCGAGACCAGAACUAACUAGAUCUUAACUCAGUCUGCUUUUAAAAAUACCGACAAAAACUUGGUGUUUGGCAUGUUUAGAUAUCGUAAUAUCUGAAGAAGAUAGAGAAACGCUGAAGAAAUGCGAGGUAGUAGAUCUUAUACAGUACUGCACGAAGUAUAAUCGCUCAAACUCUGAUCCAACAUGGAAAGAAAUGCGUAUAUAAUCUAUUAAUCAAUGCAUAUACAAUCAAAAGGCAUCUAAAAGUCAUGCAUUGCCUCCAAACAUUCAUUUGCGGACUAUUCCCUCCGAGCACAUGAGCUUGGACUUCAUUUAAAAGGGGAGGCUAAAAGGCAAAUCUGCUGGAACUUUUUUGGAGCUCAAUUUUGGAGGUGAACCCGUCCAGAAGCAUAAGAACCAUCAUCAGGAUGAGAGUGCUGGUCCUGAACCGAGCAUCAGUGCUCUCACUGGGGCUGUGCUUAAUGCUUCUGCUAGGUGCUGUGGCUGCUGCACAGAGUGAGGAGAGAGAGAGGGAGUGUGCGUUUAAUGACCAGCACCAGCAAGUGGAUGAACAGAGUGUGGCUGGUGACUGGCACAUCACCAGAGAAAACAACACCAUCCUGUGCAGCAAGAGCAGCCGCUGCUAUGGCCUGUGGGAGAAAACACAUGAUGGAGAGAUCCGCCUCGUCAAACAAGGCUGUUGGACUUACAUUGGAGACCAGCAGGACUGCCAUGACGACCGUUGCGUGGUUACCACCACACCAUCGCAGAUCCAGAAUGGCACCUACCGAUUCUGCUGCUGCAGCACCAACAUGUGCAAUGUCAACUUCACGGAGAACUGGGUGCCCAGUCCCACCAGCACCACCACCCAAGACCAGCAGCCUCUACAUAGAGAUGAGGCCAUCUUCAUCGCCCUGGCGUCUGUCUCUAUAGUAGCGGUCUUGAUUGUGGCACUGUUCUUCGGUUAUCGCAUGAUGAUGGGUGAGUGUAAACAGGGCCUGCAUAAUAUGGAUAUGAUAGAAGCAGCACCGUCAGAACCAUCUCUGGAUUUAGACAGUUUAAAGCUCCUGGAGCUGAUUGGUCGAGGGCGCUACGGUUCUGUCUACAAGGGCUCACUUGACGAACGUCCCGUUGCAGUAAAAGUUUUUACCUAUGCCAACCGACAAAACUUUGUAAAUGAGCGCUCCAUCUACCGAAUCCCUCUUCUGGAGCAUGAAAACAUUGCUCGCUUUAUUGUUGGCGAUGAGCGUCUCACAGCAGAUGGGCGGAUGGAAUACCUGCUGGUCAUGGAGUACUACCCUCAUGGGUCUCUGUGUCGGUACCUGAGUCUGCACACAUUGGACUGGGUGAGCUGCUGUCGUCUGUCACAUUCAAUCACGAGAGGACUGGCCUAUCUGCACACUGAGCUCCUGAGAGGGGAUUUAUAUAAACCUGCCGUUUCACACCGGGAUCUAAACAGCCGUAAUGUUCUUGUGAAGAACGAUGGCACGUGUGUGAUCAGUGACUUCGGUCUAUCCAUGAAGCUGACGGGAAAUCGUCUCGUUCGGCCUGGUGAAGAGGAGAAUGCCGCCAUCAGUGAGGUGGGCACUAUCCGCUACAUGGCCCCGGAAGUGCUGGAAGGAGCGGUGAACCUCAGGGACUGUGAGUCGGCUUUGAAGCAGGUGGACAUGUACGCAAUCGGCCUCAUCUACUGGGAGACCUUUAUGCGCUGCACUGACCUUUUUCCAGGGGAGACCAUGCCAGAAUACCAGAUGGCCUUCCAGGCCGAGGCGGGGAACCACCCCUCCUUUGAGGACAUGCAGGUACUGGUGUCCAGAGAGAAACAGAGGCCCAAGUUCCCAGAGGCCUGGAAGGAGAACAGCCUGGCUGUGCGCUCUCUUAAGGAGACUAUGGAGGAUUGCUGGGAUCAGGACGCAGAGGCUCGUCUGACAGCACAGUGUGCAGAGGAGCGUAUGGCAGAACUUCUGUUGAUCUGGGAACGGAACAAACCCGUCAGCCCCACCAUCAACCCCAUGAGCACAGCACUGCAGAACGAGAGGAACCUCACCCAUAGUCGCAGGGCUCCCAAAAUGGGCUCUUAUCCGGAUUACUCUUCAUCCUCUUACAUCGAGGAUCAUGAGGGCAUGGUAAAGAACCUCCCAGGUGAUGGCUCCACCUCUGGCACCUCCUCUGGGGGUGGCAUAGGCAUGAGUGGCAUCAGCAGUGGGGUGGCAGUUCUGGGAGAGAAGAACCGAAACUCUAUAAACUAUGAGAGGCAGCAGGCUCAGGCCCAAGCUCGGCUACCCAGCCCAGAGACCAGUGGUGCAAGUCUGUCCACUACGACCACUACAACUGGCCUGACUCCUAGCACCAUCAUGACCACCAUCUCUGAAUCAGGCCACUCGGAAGAGGCAGGAGCUGGUGGGAGUGUACCUGUGUGUCUUCAGCUUACAGAAGAAGACCUGGAGACCACCAAACUGGACCCCAAGGAGGUGGACAAGAAUCUGAAAGAAAGCUCUGAUGAGAACCUGAUGGAGCAUUCGCAAAAGCAAUUCAGUGCUCCAGACCCACUCAGCUCGGGUAGUUCCAGCCUCCUCUACCCCUUGAUCAAACUCGCCGCAGAAGUUACUGGAGGAUCGGGGGGCGGUGGUCAGGCCGAUUUCGGGGUGAGCAGCAGUGGAAUGGGCGAUGCCCCUACAGCCAUGUUCCCGCUCCCCAAACAGCAGAAUCUCCCCAAACGGCCCACCAGCCUACCGCUCAACACCAAAAACCCUGCCAGGGAGUCCUCAUCAUCACGGUUGAAGUUCGGCAAGCACAAGUCCAACCUGAAGCAGGUGGAGACGGGCAUAGCCAAGAUGAACACAGUAGCGGCCGUGGAGCCACACUUGGUCACCGUCACACACAACGGGCCCAUUGUGCGUAGCACCAGCUCCUCUGAUGCAUUUGGGAACACAAACCCAGCUGGGCCACAGGGUGAAAGUGGGUCUGCUGUACUCCAGAGUCAGCUGAGUGGAGAAGACAGCCGUCUCAACAUCAACUCCAGCCCUGACGAACACGAGCCUCUGCUGAGGAGAGAGCAGCCGGCGGCACGAGAUCACUCCGGCCGCACCAACUCAAAUAACAACAACAGCAACAUCCACACAACUGCCUCUGCCACUGUGGGCUGUUUGUGUGCAUUAGCCCCUGCAGAAGGGCAGAUGGAGACAUUAAACUGCCCCCCAGGGGCACCAGACGGGAGGGAUUGUAUUCCAUCGAGACAGCCUAAACCCAGGAGACCUGAGCGGCCAAAUUCUCUGGAUCUGUCAGCAAGUUCCCAGGAUUCGUCUUUUUUGGAUGAGGCCAUGUCACAAGAGGGAAAAGCCGGAUCAGCAGAGAAGAUUAAGAAACGUGUGAAGACACCUUAUUCUUUGAAAAGGUGGCGUCCUUCCACAUGGGUCAUCUCCACUGAUACACUGGAUGGAGAGGCAAACAACAAUGGGCACAGCCAGCAAAUGGCAACAACAGUAGCUGGAGGAGGUCACACAAGUUCUGGCCAAUUAAAAUCCAGUAUUGCUGUGUUCCUGGUCAGUGGAGGAACUACAACUGCCACUCUAACAUCUGACCCACCAGAUAUGACCUGCCUGUGAACUCUCAUCUCCAAUUUUCCUCCUUUUGAUACCGGAGAGUUUGUCUAUGCUAUUGUGCUCCAAGAAAUGGUCCAGCUAAUGAUGGAAAAAAAACUGAAAAACGUAUUUGGAAAGCAGACUUUCGAAGGGACGUAAUUUGGCAAGCACUUAACAUUGUGAUAGUGUUGAACUUCAACUAGUUUUUGAAGAAAUCGCUUUAAACUAAACCCAGCUAUGCAGCAACGUUGGCAUAAAAUGCUUCCAUUGUUUUGGUUGUUCCUUUUUUAAAUCAAGUAUGAUUGUUUUUAUGGCUAUUUGAUCAUUUCUUUUAUUGCACUUUUUUGUAAGUAAUCUUAAUCACAGUUCCUCUGACCACGCUAAAGACUGGUCUGAAAACUCAAAAUGUGUUAGUUUUUAGUCUUAAUGAUAAUGUGUUGAUUUUACAAUCAUGAUAGAGUGGACAGAAUUGAAAUCAAGUCCAUUUGAAGAAAAAAAGAAAAAGGAAAAAAAGGCAGUGGUCUUUAAGACUGGGUUGACUGCAUCUCUAAUACUUUUUAACCCACAGUACAUUCAUAUGUUUUGUAUUUGUUGUAUAUAUCUGUGUACUCUGGUUUUAGUUUUAGUUUUUUCUCAUUUUAAAAUGUGCAAUAGACUUUAGCUUUGAGGUGCUCCAUAAGACAGUUUUAAUUUGCUAUGUAUUUUUGCUGCAUUUGUUUGUUUCUUUUCUUUAGUUUAAAAUUUCUGUGGCUGCACUUAGCGGUAGCAAUCCUGUGUACCGUCAGCUACCCAGACUGUGUUUUUGAAACACUGUACAGAUGGAAAUCCCAGACCUAUUCAACAAUCCCAUCAGUCUUGAAAAAGGUAGAUAAAUCUUGGGGUGUUCACUUCAUGUGCUGGAUGUUCGUAAUAUUGGACAACUUUUACAUAAGAACAGUAGGUGUUUACUGAAGUCAAGCAACAACCAGGACUGUUUGCUGGAAAUCAUGUUCUCUGAAGACACUAAAUAAUCAAGUCUCUGCAAAUGCUCAGUGCAGUUUUACCUCUGUGAGUUGUUAAGGAGAGAGUGUAUCUAAAUGUGUAUGUAUGGGUCAAUGUGUGUUUGCAUGAAGCUAGAUGUAUGAAGAGACUUCUCAAUGGAGCUUUUCAGAUCACAGCUGUGUGUGCAAAAGACAUCAGUCAAGUGAGACUUUCUACUCUGUUAGGACAGUGGACAAUGCUCUGUGUGCUUCAAACACCAUAUUCCUUGAGCAAACACAUACAUACAUCAUGAACAAAAUAUAUACAAUAUGUACAGACUAAAUUUCACUGAUAUUUUAAGUUUGGUAUUAGCCUCUAUUAAAGAUGAGCUCAAGUGACACAGUAGUGUACAAUAAGAAAUCAUGAGUCUAUAUCAAUUUUAGCUGUUUCUUUUGUUAAUUUUCUCUUUUUUCCCCCUAAGUCUUUAAUUUAUGUAGUGUCCAGGGCCAGUCUUCAAGCUGCUUAUUGGGUUUACUGUCAUGUAAUCAAAACUUAAAAAUGUUUAGAAUCACUUAAACCAUUUUUAGUGGCAGCUUAGAGCCUUUUCGGACAUGUGUCAAGUGGUUUUACCCUUUUCUACCAAAUCAUUAACAGUCUGGAAGGAAUUGACACAAAGGAUGCACUUCCAAAACCGUUCUUGUUUAUUUGUGCCACUUGAAAUAGUCAAUUUUGAGUGCUGCAUCUUUAUUUUUAAAUCUACACUGUAAAUGGAUUUGGCAGUCAGGUAGCGGUUGAUACAUGCACCAUGCAUGAGAUGGGCCUCAUAUUUUACCCCACAAUUGCUGCCUUUACGGCUGGUGUGCGUUCUGCAUUGCCAUGGAAAACGAUGGACACAAGCCAUUCAGAUAAUUACAUGAUGAGGAAAAUUCCCUCCUAUAGCAAUGCACUGUAUCCUGAGAAAAAACAUAAAAAACUGAGAUAGCAUGAGUGUAUAAUCAGAGAGUGCAUACCAUGCUUAUACUGUAUUGCAUUUCAGUGAUGUUGUCCAUAAUGAGUGUAGGGAUUAACCAUUUGGAUUUGGAACAAGCCAGCAUUAUCUUUGGACUUUGUACACUCCGGAAAGUGAACUUUCAAAAAACCAUCAGAUUUGUUUUCCCCUAUGCUGAAUUUUUUGUCAGCAUAUAAGGGUAUACAGUGUAGUUUUGGUCCUCACGGCCUCUCUCUAAACAAAUCAAUGCUUCAGUCUGACUUUUGUAUAUGAAUGUAAUAUAGGCUAACCUCUGUGGUGUAAAUAAACAGUAUCUGUCCAGUGCAUUUUCAUGCACGUAUACAGACUCAUCUGUCGCUUUGGGACCAAGAACAACGCUAAAUCACUGUGAUAUGUAUCUUCAGAUAAUCGCAGUAAUGCCAGACUGUUCUCAACUAUGUAUGUCAAAAGUACAUGCUGUUCACCUCGAGUCGAAGAGAAGAUAAUGAGCUGAAAUGAGAAAUAAUAACCCAGUGGAUGACAUAGUAAACCUCCAAUGCUAAUUUGAACGAAAUGAACAAACAUCGGUGAAUUGAAAUGGAAAGAUUUAUGACUAAAAUAGAUGAUUUAGACCAGAGUGUUGAGGCUAGAUGCUGUCUACGUGGAGGAUAAGGCUGAGUCACUGGAAGUGUUGUUUGCUCUGGGGAACCCUCCAAGAACUAAUACAAGCUGUUUACACCAGUCAUUGUCCAAUUUACAGCACACCGUUGAAUACUGAACCAUUUACAGAUACUGCUCUACAAAAAUGUGUAGAUAUAAACCCUACAUGCCUUGUUUAAUGUUUUUUCUGGAAGCAGGCCUUGAUAAUUUGGACUUUUUUUUUAUUUAGUUAGGUUGCAGAAGUGUUUCAAGUAAACCAAGAUGUAACUGUAAUACACAUACAAACUCUGAAUUCUACAUCAGAGUUUUAAAAAAAAUGAAAAAGUUACUGAAUUCUACAUCUAUAAGAACUCAUUACACUCACAAAAUGACAAAGUCUAGGCAAAGUAUACACGGUUAACAGCAUGCCCCCUGAAAACAAACUUACAAGUGUAUUUUUGGGUAUGAGUGAAUGAAUGAAGGGUAUGUGUUGACAAGCUGCUGUUUUGCUUCUGUUUUAUAUCCAUCAAAUUAAUAUUGAAGCUUAAGCCACCGUUCAGUCUCUGCAUAGAUGGUUAUUUAAAAAAAAAAAAAAAGCCACUGACAUGUUUUCUAUUACAGCUUGGAAAUUAAGCACUUUGAGGAAAAAGAACAAAUGAUAACUCGUGCUUUUAGUCUAUUCAGAAUGUUUUUAAAAAAAUAUAAUUUAGAAAAUAAAGCUUGCCGUACACCCCUGCUUUACUCAGUCGAUGAAAGAUUAUAUUAAUGAAAACCUGUAUAUGAGGUUUGCUGUUAUUUCCACAUGUCUGAAAUAAAACGUACAAUUUCUA
Myxocyprinus asiaticus (Chinese sucker) is the source of this 7393-nucleotide messenger RNA. Its product is annotated as bone morphogenetic protein receptor type-2-like. Gene Ontology annotation, biological process: protein phosphorylation; cellular response to growth factor stimulus; BMP signaling pathway. Gene Ontology annotation, molecular function: transforming growth factor beta receptor activity; ATP binding. Gene Ontology annotation, cellular component: plasma membrane; signaling receptor complex. The transcript is spliced from 13 exons. The coding region runs from base 845 to 4021 and encodes 1058 amino acids. The record is from RefSeq and is a predicted model, not a curated record. Lineage: Eukaryota; Metazoa; Chordata; Actinopteri; Cypriniformes; Catostomidae.